UUUUCAUGGAUUUGGCAAGUCCAGGCGAUCCUUUGUCUAACAACGAGCUUAUUCUUAGAAUACAGAAACUCGGAUCUUCAUUCACUUCUAGUAUCGAAAUAUGUCAACAACAAAUUUUAGCAAUACUUGGAGAUAUACCUUUAGAUACUAUUUCUACUGCCAGACUGAUUACGGCGAUGAUUAUAUCUACAGGAGAAUAUUAUUCCUCCUCCUCUUCUUCAUUUCCUCAUGAAGAAAAAAGUAAUUGGGAUAUGCUUUUAAGUGGACCAAAUGUCACUUCAACAGCCAUGCCUUAUGAUGGGGCUAUUUUUGUAAAUGCUAUUCGAGCUAUGUCUCCAACAUUGGAUUGGUCAGAAGUUCUCCAAACAUUGGAUAAUCAACAUUUUUUUAUCAAAUCAAAAAAUGCUUUACAAUUACUUAUGAUUAUUUUAAUAACGGGAAUUGCCCCAAAUCCUUUCCCUAUCGGACUAAUUUAUCGAUUAUGGGCUGGAAAUAAAGGUGGACAACUUUCUUUGCUCAGCCAAAUUAUUCAUCAUCCGGAUGUGGGCUAUUCUGAUACGCACGAAUCAAACAGAGCUGUGGGGAUGUGGAAAUCUCUGGAUUUAGUUGAAAUUAUAUUUCGAUUGGGGGAUAUUCCGGCUUUGAGUAAUCAAGUAUUGACUUUAUUGAGAAGAAGUCCAGGACCGAUGGCAUUAUGUCCAGAUUUGCUCUUUCUUGGUGUUUUGCAAAUAAGUAUGCCAAUGACUCAAUUUCGUGUUCAUGUACUUAAAUACCUCGUAUCAGUUUUAUUAUCUGGCCAUUCAAAUGCCGUCCCAGUAUUUCAAUUUGCUUGGAAUUUCGAAAAUCAUCGUGUCCAAAUGCGUCAAAUUUUGUUUGGUUCAAUGGCCGCUUAUUAUUCACAAAAUCCGGAAGACCAAAGCCGUUUAACACGAAUUUUGGAAAUUACACACGAAUUGAAAGGGCUGAGUGAAUUGUUGAGUAUAAAUCAAUUCCCGUUUGUUAUUGACAUGGCUAUUUUGGCUGCGAGAAGGGAUUUUUUGAAAUUGGAUAAAUUUAUUGAAGAUAAAUUAACUGAACACGGUGAGAAGGAAAGAAAUGAAUUAUUUUGGGUCGAAAAGAAAAUACGAAUUAAUUGGACUUACAAUUAAAUUAUUGUCCUGGGUUAGAGAAAAAAUUUUUUGUUUUAGAGAUAUAGUAGCUGGAAAUCCUGUUUAAGCAAUCCCGAUACUAAUUGUGAAAAAUUCUUUUCGUGUCUCAUUCCUUCAAAGCCUUUUCCUCUUCAAUUAAGGAAAAGUAGAGAUUCCUGUUUCUCCUAAAACUCUCCAACUGGAGCCACCCAGCUUUAAAAAAGAAACAAAUAAAUCAACACCUUUAUAUAGUGAGGUUUACACGUAUUGGGCCACCCAGUAAAUUAAAUGAG
Molecule: messenger RNA, 1420 nt
Organism: Meloidogyne enterolobii
Lineage: Eukaryota; Metazoa; Nematoda; Chromadorea; Rhabditida; Meloidogynidae
Source: the annotation of a GenBank genome assembly